Suillus plorans is the source of this 1422-nucleotide messenger RNA. RefSeq lists its product as uncharacterized. NCBI's taxonomy places the organism in Eukaryota, Fungi, Basidiomycota, Agaricomycetes, Boletales, Suillaceae. The transcript has 4 exons. The record is from RefSeq and is a predicted model, not a curated record. The coding region runs from base 1 to 1422 and encodes 473 amino acids.
AUGACCGUCCGCAGGAUAAGCGCGUCCGUUCGCGCCCAUGCUGGGGAUGAUGAUAUCUUUACGACUCAAAACCACACUCGGACGCUUCGUCGCCGUUCAAGUCGCUUGUCAAAAUGGUUGGAGGAGUUACGGGUUGGCUCCUCCACCGUUCAGCGACCAGAUGGCACCGAGAAUUCUACUGAUGCGGAAAACGUUGGAACUGAGUGUAAUCCUUACUUGGCGUAUCCUCACCUCAGUCUGGCAACUGUUCGUAGAAGCAUGGAUGAUGCUACUAGCAUGCACGAUUAUGUCGUAGUUGAUGACGGCGACAUGCAAGAAUAUAAUCCCCCUGAGGAGCCCGUGGAAUUAGAGGUGCCACUUGCAGAUAGUGCUGGUACAUGUCAUCAAUCGACCAUAUGGCUCAAUACCCCUCCAUCUCGACAUCAAUUUCGUCUAUCAGUUAGAUCUCCUUCACCGGCUGCAUCAUCAGCAUCUCCCAGUCCGUCACGCCUGUCAAUGUUUCAACGCUCCUCCCGUGCCACUUCUAACUCGGAGGCGAGCAAUCCUCAUGACCACAGUCGCUCUUCCAGCCUUCACACGUCACACCUUGUAACCGAAGCUCGAUCGGAGGAACGUUGUACACGUUCAAGCCCUUCAUCGUGGCGGUGGCGACCGAGUGUAUUGGGGCAUUUCGUGUCCCUCUCUGAUGGCGAUGCACGCUCCAGUACCCGUGACUCCCCAGGUAGUUCUUCCCGCCCCAGCAUGUCCUCAACUACCACAAGUUCCUCGUACGCAGCUCCAUCUACCAAUCUGAUAUAUGAGGAUGGAACAUCGCUUGUACCCCCUUCGACGCCUCAGAAGUCACAUUUCUUUGGAUCUUUGAGGUCGCGUUCUCACAAGGCUGUGACCUCUUCACUGUCGCUUUUCACCACUGAAACAAGUUCCUCAUUCCCGGCGUCAUUCUCGUUACCAGCAUCUGAACCGCAGCACUCUCAGCCGCCAGGCUUUCCAAGCUCCUUGGCGCGGAAGUCGAGUACAAUUCGGCUACCCUUCUCGCCAAAGUCGAGGGCCCUGAAUAGUGCCCUUCCAAAUAUAUUCGUGGAAGCGCCAGACGUUACGCGACCGCGCAUCGUGUACACCGGCAAAAGCCACGCCCCCAGAGUUUCUUUAUCUUCGAUCGCUAGCCAGUCACGAAGCACGAAGAAGAAGUUAGUCAUCGGUGGCAUCGCACCGAAUGACGUUAAACGUCUUGAGGCCGUUCAAAAGUGGUGCCAGUCAUUUGGCGAAGUGGAUCAAAUCACGAGGAUGCCUAAUGGCGAUCUCCAUGUGAACUUCCACAAGGCUGAAGUUGCAGAUACUGUGUGUCGUCUGCGUGCCAAAGUCUACAUUGCGGGUGUCGGCAGCGUACAUCUUUCUUGGUAUUCUGGAAAUAAACGACCAUAG